This is a messenger RNA of Punica granatum (pomegranate), 1582 nucleotides long. The record is from RefSeq and is a predicted model, not a curated record. NCBI's taxonomy places the organism in Eukaryota, Viridiplantae, Streptophyta, Magnoliopsida, Myrtales, Lythraceae.
CUUACUUCUCACCAGUCACUACCCCAUCUCCCAAACCAAACUCAAAACAUGUCUUCAUCUUUCAAGCCCUUGCUGGCUUUGCUCCUUGGUGUGGUGCUUCUCACCACCACCAUUGUCGAUGCCGAUCACCCCCAGCACCCUAAAGAUCAUGGCCACAAGCCACCCCACAAGCACCACCCGGGGAGGCUUCUACUCGAGUAUGAGGAAGAUGAUCCCAAGCCAAUCCCCGAACACAAACCGGAUCCGGAACAUGACAAGCCUCCAUAUGGUGGCCACCACCCCGGUCACAUUCUUGUAGAAGAGGUUGAAGAUGGCCGCAAGCCAAUCCCAGAGCACAAGCCGCUGAAACAUGAGGUGAAGCCGGGAAAAGGUAAGGGAGAGAAGCCACCACCGGAGCACAAACCACCACAUGGUCACAUCUUUGCCGAGGAGGUCGAGGAGAAGGACAGGCGCAAGGGCGAGAAGCCUCCCCCUAAGCACAAGCCCCCACAUGGUCACAAUCUUGCUGAGGAGGUCGAGGAGAUGGACAAGCGCAAGGGUGAAAAGCCUCCACCAAAACACAAGCCCCCACACGGUCACAAUCUUGCUGAAGAGGUCAAGGAGAUGGACAAGCACAAGGGGGAGAAGCCACCACCGAAGCACAAGCCCCCACAUGGUCACUUACUUGCCGAGGAGGUAGAGGAGAUGGACAAACGCAAAGGCGAGAAGCCACCACCGAAGCACAAGCCCCCACGUGGUCACAACCUAGCUGAGGAGGUCGAGGCGAUGGAUGAGCACAAGGGUGAGAAGCCACCACCAAAACACAAGCCUCCACACGGUCACAACCUUGCUGAGGAGGUUGAGGAGAUGGACAAACGCAAGGGUGAGAAGCCUCCACCAAAGCACAAGCCACCACAUGGUCACAUGCUUGCCGAGGAGGUUGAGGAGAUGGACAAUCGCAAGGGUGAGAAGCCACCACCAAAGCACAAGCCUCCACAUGGUCACAACCUUGCUGAGGAGGUCGACGAGGUUGACAAUCGUAAGGGUGAGAAGCCUCCGCCUAAGCACAAGCCCCCACAUGGUCACAUGUUGGCUGAGGAGGCUGAGGAGUUGGACAAGCGCAAGGGUGAGAAGCCAUCACCAAAGCACAAGCCUCCACAUGGUCACAACCUUGCCGAGGAGGUCGAGCAUAUGGACAAGCCCAAGGGUAAGGGCGAGAAGCCUCCGCCAAAGCACAAGCCACGACAUGGUCACCUCCUCGCAGAAGAAGUUGAAGAUGCAUACAAGCCCCCUCGCAAAUUGAAGCCACCAACCCCUGAAAUGAAGCCAAAGGGUCCUCCUCACAAACCCCCCCCACAAACCUCCAACUGACAAUUGAACAACGCCUCUCAGUCGAUCAUUAUAUCACAUAGAAUAAAGAGCCGAUCGGCCCUUAGAUCGUGGAGAGUUGUUUGGGUUUUCCAGUCGUUGUUGGCUUAGUUUCACAUCAUCCGAAUCGCUCAUAUGCUGUUGUUCUACCACUUGGUUGUUGAGUCUUGUAUAUUAUGGAGACCGGGUAAUCACCUAUAGUUAUUAUCUUAUGUGAUGAGCUUUUACCUCCUAA